UGUGCUGUGCCUAACGUAGUGGUACACAGACCGUGCUGGUCUAGUGUGAAAGCAGGGCUGGUCAUGCUAGGACAGGCAGACGAAGACAGAUAAUGCGACUCAGUGUUUGCUAGACACCGAGCAGAGAGCAUUUCAGAGUUCCGAAUAAAUUGUAGAUAGUGAGUUUUUGUGUUUUAAAGUUGGGCCUGCAGUAGUUCCAACUUUGGUGGAAAGAUGGGCUGUUCGUCGUCUAGCACUCAGACUGUGGCUCAGGAAAACAGACCAGGCACUAAACCCGAAGAAACCAACGGAGACACGGAUUUCGUUGCCAGUAACGGUAUUGUAGCAAAGGAUGCUGAAACAAUAGCAGACCAGAUGCAUCUACCAGUGCAGAGUGCCCUGCCAGAAGAACUGGGCCCUGGGCGGGGGCUCAAAGAGGCUCCUUCUACUUGUGAUGCCCUGCAGAAUGUGGAACUGGUACAAGAACCGACAUUUGAGAGUGACCUGAUCCAGACUACUGAGGGUCCAGAGAGUACUGCACUAGAGAAGCCAAAAGCUCCCAUCGAGCCUCCAGUCCUACAAAAAGAGAGCAGUCCUGCAGAGAUGAUUAUGGAACAGAAAGUCACUGUGACCAGUGCUGCUGUGGAAGGGACGUGUCCUGCUGAAGCUGCAGCUCUUGUACCUGCAGAAAAUGUUGACGCAGAUACUCUUUUCCUAGUUGAGUCACCACCUGCUGAGGAGCCAGUGGUUUCUGCAGCCCCAGUGGAAGCAGCUGCUCCAUUAGAAGCAGCUUCUGAAGUUUCAGGAGCUGCACAGAUGUCAGAGGCCGCACAAGCUCCAGAAGAAAUGACUGCAGAGCCUACCAUCAUUCCCACUCCUGCUGUAGAACCCUCUCCAGCUCCUGAACCUGAACCAGCUUCAGAGCCCACACCAGUUGCAGAACUUGCUACAGAGCCAGCACCAGUUACAGAGGGCAACUCAGUUGUAGAACCAACUGCAGCUCCAGAAACCACACCUGUAGAAGCUGCCCCAUCUGCAGAACCUAUCAACUCCAAUCUCCAAUCAACUCCAGCCCCUGAGCCCACCCCAAAAGAAAACUUUGUAGCAGCAGAAGCAGAUCCCACUGCAAUAGAGGAACCUGAAGCAGUUACACUUCAGUCGGAGACAAAACCCGAUGCUCCACCGCCCAGUGGUCCAGAGCCAAUUCAUGUAGAGGCUGCGGCAGCUGCAGCAGCAGCAGUAGUUCUGCAAGCAGCACAAGAAAGUGCAGCCCUUGCAGCAACAAGUAUAGAUGCAAACACCCCUGUCAAGUCUACCAUGCAGGCCCCAGAAGCCCCCAAGGGUGGUGUGGGGGAGGGUGCAGUCUCUCAGGCUGAGACUGUUGAGACCAAACUAGCAGUGGCUCUGACUGAAGCUGUCUUGGCUGCUGCUGCUGAGGAAUGAGGGAACACACACCUUUGACUCGGCUGAGAGGCAAAGACUGGCAGAAUGGAACAUUCCAUAGAGCUCAAAAAUUGUGAUACACACACACACACACACACACAUAUUACCAUGUAUAAACACUUAGAUAGUAGUGAGGAAAUAAUUAGCUUUGAAACCAUGGUGCCUUUAUUGCUAUGAGAUUGGAGGUGUGGUGGAUUCUAGAGAACCUUAUGCACUCAAAAACAUUUCCGUUUAGUUUUAUGUUUUGUUGAUAAAAAAGCCACUUUAGAGAUGGAGAGAGUGAAGGCUGUCUCCUAGACCAGCAGUGAAGGCUAAAUGUAGCCACAAUGUUGAAAUAAUUAGGUCCCAGAAUGCAGGAGACCUUCUCUACAGCAGCACAUUCUCCUGUCUCAGUCUCAUCAAACUGACAGUGUUUCUUUUUAGUGUAAUUUGAGCAAAAGUGACAUAAAGCAACACUUCUUAAUGCAUGCCAAAAAAUUAAUAACUGUGAGAAAUAUGCUGUAACCUUAAUAAAUAAAGCCUUGCUGAAUAGGAUAGUAUGGUGUAAAUGUGAUUACCAAGCUAUUUUUUCUUGCCUGUCUGGUUUUUCCUUUACUCUUUUGUCUUUAUUGUCUGUGAGUCUGAACAAGCAGGUCUCAUCUCCUUUCUCCUAGUGCAUCAAUGCAUUUGUGCAAAUAGAAGACCAAAAAGCAUUUUAAAAUUACGAAAAGACUGAGCUGCUUUAAAGAAUGUUCUUGAAUCUGUCAGUAUAGCACAAUGUUCCUUGAAGGAAAAGGUUUAGUACACAUGGAUGAAGAUCAUUACAACAUCAUAGAUGCCAUUACAGACAUCUGCUGCAGUGUCCAUUGAUAAGAUAUAUUCUGUGCUAAUAUUUUAUUGCUAGACUUAACACAGCUGAAUUUGUGUCCACUGAUACACUACCUGAUGCAUCCUCUCACAUCAAUCAAACCUCUGCUGUGAAAAUGUGAAUUACUUUACUGGUACUACCCUCCCCUGAAAUACUGUUUACAUAACCCUUUUACUCUGUGAGAAUUACACUAAUGGUUUUAUUGGAAAAGAGGCUUCUAAUAAAUUCUUGAACUGUAGCAGGUCCUCUUUGACCAACCUGUAGUGCAGUUAUGUGGAUUUUUUUUUUCUUUUUCACAUUUCCAUGUGUACAGAAAAAAUAAAGUUGUUUAACUAAUGAAUAAAA
Molecule: messenger RNA, 2614 nt
Organism: Pygocentrus nattereri (red-bellied piranha)
Lineage: Eukaryota; Metazoa; Chordata; Actinopteri; Characiformes; Serrasalmidae
Product: cell wall adhesin EAP1-like
Exons: 4
Coding region: 214-1422 (402 amino acids)
Source: RefSeq, a predicted model, not a curated record